AUGUAUGGUAAUUCUACAGAAACGUCAAUAUAAUAAUACCAUCAAAAUCCGUGUAAGCAGAGUUUUUGUCUGUUUGCAUCAUUUUCUCACUUCGCAUCUACUCGACUAAAUAGAGUGAUAACAGAAACAAGCAAAUUAAACGUAAACUAUGUGGCUUUUCAAGAGAAAAGGGCCAUCUGGGUUUUCAUAUGCCUCCACUGCUGAAGAAGUCACCCAUGGAGUCGACGGCUCUGGUCUCACUGCCAUUGUUACAGGAGCAUCGAGUGGUAUUGGUGCUGAAACUACCCGUGUUCUCGCUCUUCGCGGAGUUCAUGUUAUCAUGGCUGUCAGGAAUAUGACUGCUGGAAAAGAUGUUAAAGAAGCAAUAGUAAAGGAAAUCCCUGCUGCCAAAGUUGAUGUAAUGGAGUUAGAUCUCAGUUCAUUGGAUUCAGUAAAGAAAUUUGCAGCUGAUUUUAUAUCAUCAGGUCGCUCAUUGAACAUUCUAAUUAAUAAUGCAGGCGUGAUGGCAAUUCCCUUUAUGCUCUCCAAAGACAAUAUAGAGCUGCAAUUUGCCACAAAUCAUCUAGGUCACUUCCUUUUGACAAAUUUGUUGUUGGAGAAGAUGAAGGAGACAGCAUGUGAAACACAGAGAGAGGGAAGGAUAGUCAAUGUUGCAUCAGACGCUCAUUAUGUUACAUAUCGUGAGGGAAUUCGGUUUGACAAAAUUAAUGACCAGGAAAGCUACAGCAGAUACUCGGCAUAUGGCCAAUCAAAGCUGGCUAACAUACUGUCAACAAAGGAGCUCGCGAAGCACUUAAAGGAAGACGGUGUGGAAAUAACUGCAAAUUCACUUAAUCCUGGAGCAAUCUCAACCAACCUUUUCCGUCAUAUGACUGUCGUUAAUGGCUUAGUAUGUACGAUUGGAAAACUCGUGCUUAAAAAUGUUCAACAGGGAGCAUCAACCACGUGCUAUUUAGCAUUGAAUCCACAAGUGAAGGGGGUGAGUGGCGGCUAUUUUCUGGACAACAAUUUGGGCACCCCAUCGACGAAGGCUAGGGACAUGGAUUUGGCUAAAAGACUCUGGGAUUUUAGUAUGGAUAUGGUUAAGUAAAACACAGCAUGUAUCAGUAAAAUAAAAAACUGUUCUAUUUGGUCGUUUAUGUCACAAAACAACAGAUUUAGUAAAUCCAUAUUAACAUUUGGUGUUGUAUGUUUAAUCAAAUCUUCAGCUCUCUGCAAAUGUUGAAAUUUCUGGUAA
Molecule: messenger RNA, 1237 nt
Organism: Solanum dulcamara
Lineage: Eukaryota; Viridiplantae; Streptophyta; Magnoliopsida; Solanales; Solanaceae
Product: short-chain dehydrogenase TIC 32, chloroplastic-like
Exons: 8
Coding region: 149-1090 (313 amino acids)
Source: RefSeq, a predicted model, not a curated record